Messenger RNA from Vespa crabro (European hornet), 1604 nucleotides. RefSeq lists its product as uncharacterized. The transcript is spliced from 8 exons. The record is from RefSeq and is a predicted model, not a curated record. Lineage: Eukaryota; Metazoa; Arthropoda; Insecta; Hymenoptera; Vespidae. The coding region runs from base 152 to 1363 and encodes 403 amino acids.
GUUGAUAAUAUUUCCAAAAAUUUAGAAUCGUGUAAUAUAACUUGUAUGAUCCAAGAUUUUAAUGAUAUUCAAUCAAAUAACACUUUACCUGUUUUAUGCGAUGAAUUGAAUAUAAAUACUAAAAUGGAGGCAAUGAGAAAUAUUCGAAAGAAUGCAUAUUACAAAUUCGAAUUUGGAUAGAGAAUUAAAUGAUACCUCUCCAGUCAAUAAAAAUAUUUUGUCAAGUUUAGAAGUAUCUGACAUAACGAUGCAUAAAAUUGAGACAGGAAUGUCAAUAGAUAAUGUAUCUAUAGAAAAUGAAGUAGAUUUUGGAGCAGAUACGAAAACAACAUUGUCAGAUAUAACUGUACAAGAAUUUAUGCCAACGGAGAAUACUUUUGUAACACCUCGAAAGAGACAAUCUGCCGAAGGUAUACAUAUAGAAACACCAAUCAAAAAAAGACGCUUAAGAUUCGAAGAUACAGUAGUUUCAAAUACGGCAGAAAUUGUAACAAUACCAGAAGUAAUUUCUGUUCCUACUGCAGAUUAUUUUGUAGAACCAUUACAGAAUUUGGAAUUAAUGCAUGUAGAUUUACAACAGAUUAAAAUAAAAUCAAAAAGAAAGAAAAUAUUUGCAGACAAAAAUAUAAAAUUCAGUCAUAAAAUAAUAAGAAAAUGGAUCAGUGAUGUCAAUGCUCAUACUGUUCCGUUAAGUGUUAUUAAUGUAAAUAUAUCAACAUCAGAAAUUCUUUUCCAAAUGGCACCAGCAAGAUUUACUUCUACUCGAAAAAAUAAAUGGAAUAGUCCUUUAGUAACACUUUUCAAUACGCACGCUGUUGUACCAUCUAUUAAAAAAAAGAUACAAGUGGAAGGUGGACAGUUGUUAGAAAAAUCAAGUGAAUUUCUGCGUUUAAUGGAUAGAAGCAAUAAAACUUCUGAAGAAUUGCUUUCUGAUUUGUCAUCGGCGAUUGGGAGGACUGCUGAAGUAAGCAAAAAUAUAAGUUCAGAAAAAAGUGUUGCCAUUAGCAUUGAUGAGCUUCCAGAAGUAAUAAAAUUUCAUGAUGUAAUGGCAUCAACUAAUGAUGAAUUAGAAAAAAUACAAUCACCAAAUAUUCCAAGAGAAUCAUUUAUACCGGAUGCUAGUCCAGACUCUUCAUCGCUUCCAUCUUAUUUAUUAACGAAACAAGAAUUACUUGCAUUAUUGGAGAUAAUUUGGCGGAACAAUCAAUUUGCAACAUUUACAGAUAUAAUUUCACCAGAUCAUUAUAGUAAAUUAGAUGCUUCUUGUUGUUUCACAUUUCUCUUGGAAUUAUACAAAGAGAAGAGAAUUAUUUUAAAACAAGCUACACCUUAUGAUAUCAUCUGGAUACAAAAAUAUACAUAAUUUGGGUGAUAAUGAUUCUUUUGCUCAAUUAAUAUAUUUUAUAUCAUUUAUUCUACAAGAGACAGAUUAUUAUUUGAAAUACUUAUAUUUAUAAAAAUAUUUCUUUAUGUAAUGAGAUUGUUCAUAACUAAUAUAACAAAGAAAUGUUUAUAUUUCUUGAUUUUUAAAUUACAUAUUAUAUAAAAUGAAAUAAUAUUUCCAUUUAUUGAUGUAGUAGUUGUAAUAAAGUUCCAUUGUGUUA